CUUAACAGGAGAGACAUGAGUGUCCGGACGGAGGACAGCAUCACCUUGUGCCAAAGGGCUCUCCAAAUCGUUACGGAACUUUGUCUCACGGGAAACGUAGACCGGGACAAAUGUUCGGAUAUAUUCCCUCUGGAGAGCAACAUACCAGGUAAAGGACACGCAGACAUCUCUAUUAGUCUCCUUGCUGUGGUCGUGGGUUUCUGUGGCCUCGCCCUGUUGGUAGUCUCUCUCUUUGUCUUUUGGAAGCUGUGCUGGCCCAUUUGGAGGAGCAAGGCUCUGUCAGCCCAUGUUGAAAAUGGCCUCCACGUGGGUUUCCCCGAGGCGCCUCCGCCCAACUCCCCGCCCAUCACCGAGUGCAAAGCAGCGGAGGUGGAGAAGAAGUACCCGCUGGAAGUGAAGGUGAAUGGACGGAGCUCUGUCAAGCUCCUGGAGGCGGCCAUGAAGAUCAGCCAGACGUCUCCGGACAUCCCCGCCGAGGUGCAAACCGCCCUGAGGGAAAAGCUCAGCCAGCAGGCUAAGAUCCAGAGGCAGACCACAGAGCCAACCUCCUCCUCCAGGCACAAUUCAUUCCGGCGCCACCUGCCUCGUCAGAUGAAUGUCACCAGCGUUGACUUCAGCAUGGACACAGUGCCUCUCCGCCAGUCCUCUACAGCGAGCAUUGGAAGAAUAAAACCUGAACUCUACAAGCAGAAAUCCGUGGACUCAGAGGAUGAGGCCAAAGAGCCCGUGGAGACCUGCGGCAAGCUCAGCUUCUCGCUGCGUUACGACUACGAGGAUCAAGCUUUGGUGGUGAGAAUCCUCAAGGCUUUGGACCUGCCUGCCAAAGACUUCACGGGCACCUCCGACCCAUAUGUGAAGAUCUACCUGCUACCAGAGAGGAAGAAGAAGUUCCAGACGCGCGUCCACCGCAAGAAUCUGAACCCCAUGUUUGACGAGACCUUCUGUUUCCCCGUCGUAUAUGAUGAGCUUUGCAACCGCAAGCUGCACUUCAGCGUCUACGACUUUGACCGCUUCACCAGCCACGACAUGAUUGGUGAGGUGUUGGUGGACAACCUCUUUGAACUCUCUGAUCUUUCCAGGGAGGCUGUAGUGUGGAAGGAUAUUCAUGCAGCCACUACGGAGAGUGUUGACCUGGGAGAGAUCAUGUACUCGCUGUGCUACCUUCCCACAGCGGGGAGAAUGACCCUAACAGUCAUCAAAUGCAGAAACCUCAAAGCCAUGGACAUCACAGGCUCUUCAGACCCCUAUGUGAAGGUUUACCUGAUAUGUGAUGGACGGAGGCUAAAGAAGCGAAAAACAACCACCAAGAAAAGCACACUUAACCCGGCGUACAACGAGGCCAUCAUCUUCGACAUUCCUCCGGAGAACGUGGAACAAGUCAGUCUGUCCAUCAUGGUGAUGGAUUACGAUCGGGUUGGACACAAUGAGGUGAUUGGUGUUUGUCGCACCGGGCCAGAUGCUGAGGGUCUUGGACGAGAUCACUGGAACGAAAUGUUGGCUUACCCAAGGAAGCCCAUCACACACUGGCACGCACUGGGAGAGUGGCCUGGAAGAGCAGCAAGCUUUGAGAGUCAAGGUUCGUGUCCUUCACCAAAACCUCCACAGACACCUUGA
Molecule: messenger RNA, 1614 nt
Organism: Chelmon rostratus (copperband butterflyfish)
Lineage: Eukaryota; Metazoa; Chordata; Actinopteri; Chaetodontiformes; Chaetodontidae
Gene: syt10
Product: synaptotagmin X
Exons: 7
Coding region: 16-1614 (532 amino acids)
Biological process (GO): cellular response to calcium ion; calcium-ion regulated exocytosis; regulation of dopamine secretion
Cellular component (GO): membrane
Molecular function (GO): syntaxin binding; phosphatidylserine binding; calcium ion binding
Source: RefSeq, a predicted model, not a curated record